Carassius carassius (crucian carp) is the source of this 1400-nucleotide messenger RNA. It is a transcript of the gene c12h1orf35, whose product is annotated as chromosome 12 C1orf35 homolog. NCBI's taxonomy places the organism in Eukaryota, Metazoa, Chordata, Actinopteri, Cypriniformes, Cyprinidae. The transcript has 8 exons. Bases 230 to 1096 code for a protein of 288 amino acids. The record is from RefSeq and is a predicted model, not a curated record.
UUAAAAAAAGAUUCGUUUUUGUCUUGUCAAGAAAUUAAUAAAGCUUGUUCGAGGAGAUAGUAUUUGCGGUGAUUAAAAAAAGCGCCUCACGCUGGAUUUAUAAAAUAUAGGCAGGCAGUUUCCCGGAUGUUGAGGUAAACGGAGGCCUGAUUCUUCUAACGUUUCCACACACGCUUAAACUAUCUCCGCGCUUUUGGAGGCUGAGAGUGUGUCUGGGUGAGCAGAAGUCAUGUUUGGCUCCUCGAGAUCUGGAGGAGUGAGAGGGGGUCAGGACCAGUUCAACUGGGACGAUGUGAAAGUGGAUAAACACCGAGAGAACUAUCUGGGGAAUUCCCUCAUGGCUCCGGUCGGCCGAUGGCAGAAAGGGAAGGAUUUGUCAUGGUACGCCAAAGACAAGAAGAGCGGCGCAGCUCUGUCUAAAGAGCAGGAGAUGGCAGCGGUGCGGGAGGCGGAGCACGAGGCCAUGUUAGCAGCGCUGGGUCAUAAAACAAUCAAGAGACAACCAACUGGUCUUACCAAAGAGGAUCUGGCAGACGUGUGCCGGAGGGAAGGCGAGGCGGAUGAACGGGACGUGGACAGGGUCUCUGGACUCGGGAGCUCCAGGGCUGGACAGAGAGGAAUGGUGCUUUCCAAGCAAGAAAAAGAAGCAGUAAAAAUGGGUUUGCCAGUUUUCACGCAUCACAAAGCUGACAGACCACAAGAAGCCAGUAAAAGUCCUGAGGAGGCCAGCAGACCUGAUAAAGAGGAUAAAAGAUCUGACAGGAAAAAGAAGAGCAAAAAGGAGAAGAAAAGUAAGAAGGAGAAAAAGAAGAAGAAAGAGAAAAGCAAACACAGAAGCAGAAGUGACUCUUCAGGCUCAGACUCGGAGAGCUGCAGUAAAAGGCGGAGAAAAGAUCCGCGGGACCAUGGUCCUAAUCCAUCAAGGAGCAGUCAGAGUGGAGCCGGUGCCCGUGACAGUCAUUCAGGAGGGGGGCCGAAGGUGGAGCACAGGACCCUGACCCCCCGCCGCCACCGGCACGACACAGACUCGUCUUCUGACGGCCCCCGCGCCGCUCAAAGCUCCCGCCGGCGCCAUGAUAGCAGCUCAGACGACUGAGGCCCGCUACUGGCCCUUUAGCCACACCCCCUCAGCCAGAGCAUGGAUCUGAUUGGCCUCUUCAGACUCUGGACAACUUGGGCCACAAGACAGCAUAUCCUUUUUAAGGUUGAAUCUCAGGAAAUCUGUCCAAAACAUGUCUUGGGUCACAUUUCUGAAAAUUUGGGUUCAAGAAGAUGCAGCUUGUUUUAGGCUGUUAAAAUUGACCAUCAACAUUUUGGGCAUCAUUUUCUCCCAAAAUACAUAAAAAUGAUUAAAACACUCUUUGUUGUACUGAAUUAGAUUUAAAUUCUGAUUUGGAAAA